GUGCGCGCCCACCCCUCCUCAGCGCUGUACUCCGGACGACAUCACGCUGCGCCAGCAGUGGCAGCUCUCUCUCUCCGGUGAAGAUGGCUUCGUCUGUUUGGAAAGGUCUGGUCGGUGUCGGGCUCUUAGCGUUGGCUCAUUCGGCAUUUUCAGCGGCUCAGCAUCGGUCCUAUAUGCGACUAACGGAAAAGGAGAAUGAAACACUACCGAUCGAUAUUGUCCUUCAGACACUGCUGGCCUUUGUAGUAACUUGUUAUGGCAUUGUACAUAUUGCGGGGGAAUUUAAAGACAUGGACGCUACGUCAGAGCUGAAAAACAAGACUUUUGACACGCUGAGAAAUCAUCCUUCGUUCUACCUUUUUAACCACCGGGGCAGAGUGCUUUUCCAGCCCCCUGAGACCACCCCCGUCCCCAGGCAGCAAGCGCUGAACUGCAACCCGCUGAGGUUACGGAAACUAGAGCAUCACUGAGACUUCCUUCCUUCCACCUUUCUGUAUUAAAUAUUAAAAUCUAACUCUCCGGGGUGUAAAAAAAAAAAGAGUAUCUGCUUUAAAAAAAAAAAAAAAAUCUUCCAUUACUUACCUUAUAGUUGAUGUGUUUUUGUUUUGUUUUUUAUUUAGACUGUGCUAACUCCUUUGCGUGGGGGAGGGAGGGGGUUGUCCUGCUUGUAUUAGUCCCACAUAAAAGUAAAUUAAAGUGACUGAACCAAGUCAGGGAUCUGUGAUCUAAUGAUCCCCUGCCCUCUGCUCUAAUCAAACUGCCUGCUCAACACGUGUUGUUCGAACCUUAGGCUACUGAACAUUUUUGUCUGCCUUGCUGUUAAGACUGUGAGGUAUUUAAGGAUUUUUUUUUUUUACACCCUGCUAAGCAAAUGUGAUAAGAUACAGUACAAGAUGUAUAACUUAUUUAGUGACAGUAUUUAUACAUUGCUGUGCAGGAUUUUGUAAUACAGUAGUUGAGAAAAAUUAAUAAAUCAUCUUCAUUGGAAAUGAAACAAUAAAACAUGCAUUUGUGAUAUUGGGAAAUAGCAAUUUAAUAUUGCUAAUAAAUUAUGGGGUAAUAUAAACUAAGGAAACUUUCAUACAUUUUAAAAGCCAAUACUGCAGGUCAUUUUCUGUUCCAUGUUUGUUAUGUACAAAAGAAAAAAUAUGCAUCAAAUCAUUUUUAACUUAAUAAAGUCUGUUUUGAAAAUGUG
Molecule: messenger RNA, 1195 nt
Organism: Acipenser ruthenus (sterlet)
Lineage: Eukaryota; Metazoa; Chordata; Actinopteri; Acipenseriformes; Acipenseridae
Product: ER membrane protein complex subunit 5-like
Exons: 4
Coding region: 84-470 (128 amino acids)
Cellular component (GO): early endosome; EMC complex; Golgi apparatus
Source: RefSeq, a predicted model, not a curated record